AUGACGGGACCUUAUGGUGGGGUUAUCGGCGCCAAACCCGAGGUAAUUUUUCAACGAGCGAAAUAUGGGUUACCAGCCAAAAUGACCCCAACUGAGGAUAACGGACAGUUUAAUGGAGUUGUCUUGGAAUUUGAUGAUAAUAAUAAGGUAGUAAAUGAUUAUAAAUUAAUUGACUUAACUAAACGGCAAGAACUUGAAAUUGAUUUUCGGGGAAGUGAAGGUCAAAUUGUUGGCAAGAAGCAAAACGAAGUAGUAUUGGAAUUCGAGAAAGAUAGCAAAAAAUAUCAAGUGCUAAUGAAAGUUGACAAAAUAAAAAAAGUUAGAAAACUGAAAAAAGUUUAUGGAAGCAGAACAGUACUGCAAAAUGUUAGUUUUGCGGUCAAAAAAGGUAGCAUUCAUGGCUUUAUUGGUCCUAAUGGAGCCGGCAAAACCACUACUUUAAAUUGCUUGAUGAGUGGAGUAAAACCGAAUGCCCAAUUUGCCGAGGAUUUGCGGGUGGAAGACUUUGUUCAUUUAGCCGGUCAAUUAAGGAAUAUUCCCAGCCAAAAAAAGAUUUUGCUUUAUUUUGUUUCGGUAAUGCAUGACCCGGAUAUUUUGGUGCUGGAUGAACCAACUUCCGGUCUGGACCCUUCUUAUCGUGGUAUUUUAUUAAGACAAUUGGAACAAGUACGCCAACGAGGUGGCACCGUGUUAAUUUCCAGCCAUAUUUUAUCAGAUUUACAAAAAUUAGUGGACGCCACUACUUUGAUUGAUAAAGGCAAAAUAGUUUAUACGGGUGAAAAACCGGACGAUAUUGAAGAAAUGUGUAAUAAAUUAGUUCUUAAAGAUAAAAUUAAAGAAAAGACCGGACAAAGCUGA
Molecule: messenger RNA, 858 nt
Organism: Entrophospora sp. SA101
Lineage: Eukaryota; Fungi; Glomeromycota; Glomeromycetes; Entrophosporales; Entrophosporaceae
Source: the annotation of a GenBank genome assembly